Molecule: messenger RNA, 7085 nt
Organism: Centrocercus urophasianus (Greater sage-grouse)
Lineage: Eukaryota; Metazoa; Chordata; Aves; Galliformes; Phasianidae
Gene: MSGN1
Product: mesogenin 1
Exons: 2
Coding region: 5826-6335 (169 amino acids)
Biological process (GO): regulation of transcription by RNA polymerase II; mesoderm formation
Cellular component (GO): nucleus
Molecular function (GO): RNA polymerase II cis-regulatory region sequence-specific DNA binding; protein dimerization activity; DNA-binding transcription factor activity, RNA polymerase II-specific
Source: RefSeq, a predicted model, not a curated record
AUGUAACACAUCUCCCUGUUACCACUGAAUAUGUUUUCAUUUAUCCAUCCUGGUCAGCCAAAACAAUCUGUAUCAGGAUGCUUCAUACAAAGCAAUAAAACUAUGUCUGCUGUGAAGAUGGAGCAGGUUAACCAAGUGUUCGGGGAAGGAAGCCUGCAACAUGCACACAGCGCUCUAUUUCAGAACAGGGGAAAUAUGUAAGUGCUAAAUAAUAUUUAUAACCUAACACCUGUUUGUUGCCUCUUACCUUAGACUAUUGAUCCAUUUUAUAAUUAUUAAACUGAGCUGCAGGCUCUGUUCAUAGCAUAACUUCAUUUGGAUGAAAUAUGGUUUCUAUUAACAGCGAGCAGCAAUUCUGCACAUCAGUGCUCAGACAUGAGGGAGGGAGAAAUGAGCAGGUCCUGAUGGGGUUCACUGGAUGGAAAGGAACGGCCUGAGAUGAACUCAGAGCAAUCGAAAACUAGUCUCCUUUACAAACACUCUGCUUCAGCUCUGCAACUGGAAUUGAAAUAAGCACAACUGAGAUUUUAAUUCAAAUUUAGAAACACAGAAUCAUAGAAUUGCGCUGGUUGGAAAAGACCUUAAAGGUCAUGAAGCCCAACUGCAAUCUAAUCACACUCCCCUAACUCCACUAAAUCAUGUCCCUGAGCACCAUAUCCAAAUGGUUUUUAAACACAUUCAGGGAAAAUUUCCCGGCCAUUGGAAUUUCUCAGAAGAAUUAGUGAGGUUUAGAAUAUCUGUCACACUGCAAAAUGAAGCAUUUGGAGCACAGGGCACAAAGUAUCAGUGCAAUGGCAGGAAAACGGGAUUACCAACCUUGAACUUUGUCUGGGACAAUUCUGUGCUGCCCCAGACAUGACAAAAUGAAACAUCUGGGUGUUUACAAAAAGAUUACAAGAAAAACUUGGAAAUAAACUAUAUUGUACUUUAUGAAACUUGAUCCUAUGCUUUUGAGGAGAAAAGGAGGCACUGCUUAGGAUAUUAAAAUGUUUACAGCAGGUAUUCUUCCACCUCUCCCACGAAAAGCUUUGAAAUAAAUCAACUCAAUUUCAGUAGUCAUUUUGUUCUAAAAACAUGUGAAAGUUCAUACAAUGAAUAUGCACUGAGAGAUAACGGAGUUCUCCCACCUAAAUGACUUCUAUUAUUCUGAUAAUAUCUAAAACUUCUCAUUUUCUGAGCAAAAUGAGCCUCGUUAGGGCCCCCUCCCCCUCAGCUUUGCCCUUUCCUUCUGGCUGAAGUAGCCAGUAGACAUUAAAGACCAACCACAUAGCCUAAUCUCCUUUCAACUUCUGUUAACAGAGGUAUUAAAAAGACAUUCCUGAAAAAUCAGCUGAAAGCCACUAGGUAAUAAACUCCCUACUUAAAAGGUGGAUAGGUGUAAAUUCCACACGUAGGCCUUUUCAUCUAGGAAGCCAGUUGCUUGGAGAUCAGAUGUUUUAAAUGAACUGCGGAGCUGAUGUCACUUUUCAGUCAACAGAGACUGCCACUAUUUGGAGGAUCAAAUAGAUGUGAGGAUGUAAAGCAAGUAGACGGGUCCUGCUCCUGCCAGGGCAACUGCAGAGAGGUGCCUGCCACCAUCCAAAGCGCUGGUGAAAUCUAUGAUACUUAGCAUGACAUCCACAAUACUUGUCCUUCAUCAGCAGGCUCUUGGUGUGGUAUUUUGGAGUAGAGAGAGCUGAAGAGUUUAAAUGUCUAAGGCAGGAUUUUUAGCAGCUCUGCAACUCACCAGUUUCUGGUCCUACUACAAAUGAAUAGCAGUAUUUUCUCUCAUCCUAGCCACCAAAGAUGGUGAUAACAAUUAGGGAUCCAAUUUGCACAUGGUUUUCACUGACUGUAGUAAGGAGUUGCAGUUACUUUUUAGGGGAACUCAGGAUCAGCUCCAGUUCUUACUGCCUUGCUUCCCCCUAGGAGUUGUAGAUAGUUGUUCAUCCAUAUUCUUUGGAAUAAUGACCUCAGAAAAAAAAAGAUGUGGAUAUUUGCUGGUACAGUGCAGCUUACUUAUCUACAAAUCCUACUGAUUUCAGCUGAGAUUGAAUUCAAGUUAGACCCUCUUCCAGAAGUAUUAAAAAAACCUCAAAUAAAUUCAUUAAAAAAAAAAAAAAAACAAAACAAAAAAACCAAAACACUUCUACUCCAAAUUAAGGGAAAGCAUUAAAAAAGAGAGAAGCAUCGCCCAGUGGCUAAUGGGACUCUGGAUAACAAAUGGGCUAGAUCCUUUUCUUCCUUUAUUGCCAGCUUAGGCGUAAACAGAGGUGUCCAGUGUUACUUUUCGGAAGUGUUGAACACCUGCUGCGUCUACUGAAACCAGGGAGACCUGCAGCUGCUUGCACCACGUUUUACAUCUGUGCGGCUGGGUCUGUGCAAAGCAGGAUCAUCAACAGCCAGCUGCACGGAGAGUGGGAGGCAAAGCAGAGAGUGCUUGGAAAACCAUGUUAAGUGAGAGAUGAAGUGACUUUUAAGAGCUUUGCAGAUGUAGAAUAAAGUUGAAAACAUAUCAUCUUAGAGCUCUGUUUGUAUAAUGUACUGCUUGUCAGUGCAGUAAGACCAGACUUCUGUCCUAACUCUCAAGGAGGUGGACUGCUAAGUGCUACUGAAAUAUAUUCAGCCACUUCAUAUGACUUUUUCCUCACUAUUUCAAGUCUGUUUACUCUCCAAACCUCACAGAUUGAUGGAAAUAUGAUCUGGAAUUUUUACAGACUAAAAAUGUAUGUCAAUCCUUAAAUAUCUACAUAAUUACCUACCGUACCUGUGAGUGACAAACUACCUGGACAUCUUAUUUUAAAUGUAAACCCUGAAUCAGACACACAGAGAAGCUAAAAAAAAUUCAAUUUUAUGCUUUUCUUUUAGAUAUAAAAAGUUUUGCUCCAUCCAUGCUUCUCCUUCCUUCUGUUAUAAAUACAGAAAUCUGAUUAGGGAACCUUUCAUUUUAAAAGAGAUGAAGAUGGAGAUGUUAGCCUUUAUAUUGCUGAAUAAAUUACUGGAAUGGAAAUCAAAACUGUCAGUCAAGCAGAAAAUCCCUCAUCAUUUUGUAAGUGUGAGUAUGUCAUUGGCGUUAGCCUCAUUUCUUACUGCCUUGCAAUCUUUUGGCAUUACUGGGAGAACAAAAGGGACUUCUCCAAAUCUGCUCAAGGUCGAAUAAAAUAAAGAUUGCAAUGCUUCUUUAAAUUUCUUCUUCUUCUUCUUCUUUUUUUUUUUCCUCCAUGUAUUUAAACUUUAGGAAGGUGACAUUUGAAACACUAUACUUUCUUAGUUCUUUAAUGAAUGAGCAUCAAACAGUCCUAGAAUAUAUGAGAAUAUACCUGCUAUCCACCACAUAGCCGUACCCUCCUCUGUAUCACAUUUUCAACCCUGCUAUAGUGGAACACCAUGACUUCUAUCAUUUCCAGUAUUUUUUUUUUUCCUAUUGUAACUGUCCCUAAUUUGUGAGAUCAUUUCCCAACCGAUGAUUCACACAUUGCAGGUAGAGAUGUGGUUGCAGACAAAAAUUAAUUACAGAAUGACAGAAUCACGGAAUGAAUACAAGAAAAACUAAAAACCAUGAUCCUCUGUUGAAUUAAAUAGUCUGUAGAACAUACAGGAAUCCUGGACCUUACAUUGCUUCUUGAUUUUUUGACAUUUACCAUUAUUAUGCAUUGGUUAGAAAUAGCUAACAAGUAAUUUGUUGAAAUUUUUGCUUCCAAAUUUGACUGCCUUCAAUGGCAGUAGAUUUUUGAUUCCAAAAUCAAAAUCAAUGAGAAGAAAGGGUCAUAUAUAUAUAUAAAUAUGCAUUUAUAUAUGCACCAUGAAGGUACUAUAAAUACAAAUGCAAAUAUGAGGAAAACACAAAAAGAGAAUGGGAGAUUUUAACUGGGACAAAAGUUACUCAUUUUUAUGCUAAAUCAGUUUUUGAGUCUGACUUGUGACUUGGUGACCUCUGAAAUGGUGCUCACUCAGCUCUCUAGUCACAAAAAUACCUGCUGUAAAUCUUCUCUUAAUUUUAAUUUAUAGCAGGAAUUUGUUGUUCUUUGGACUAUUGCAACUCAUUUUCCUUAAAGAAAAAAAGAAAAGAUCAGAACAACACAGGAUAACUGGAAAACCCAAAGCAAUCCUGACUGAGGUAAGGUGUGCCCUGAGUUUCCCUGAGCAUGAGAUAUAUUUCAUCACAGACAAAUCAUCUCAGACUGGUUUGAAAUGCUAAAACCCUUCACAUUCACUUUGUGGUUCUUUCUUACUCACCUCAUGAUAAAAUCAGUAAUUCUCCUGCAAGCAGCUUCCAAAUGUUUUGAUUCCAAACUCAACAAAAAUCCAUAAAAGACUUCAGUGAAUAUUGGAUCAGCCCCUAUUUUCAGUGCACAUAGGAUUUUCCUCUUAGUGGUUGUAGUGAGGAUUUUGUAGUCACAAAGAAAUGGUAUCUUCCACCUUGCUUUGACUAUGUGCCAUCUAAAAGCCUUUCUCCCUUUUCUUUUCAGAGUGGAUUACUAAGCACACAGAGGUCAUUACACUGAAGCUCUAAACUAAAUCCUACCCUACUUUUCUUGGUCCUUCAGGUUAGCACUUGCUCUCUCUUUCUUUUCAUUGUAUAUUAUAUCUUGCUUCUAUGACAGAUUAAUAUGAAGCCAUGGCUGGCAGCCGAGCUGCUCAGUGGCUACAGAGCUCAGUUGUUUUCCCUCCUAAUGAUUUGCUGUGUGGUCUUGAGCAAGUUCCUCCUUGACUCCGCUUAUCCAUUUCCUUGGGGAAUAAAGAUCAUUAAUCAUCACUGUAAACUCUUCAGAGGCCUACAGAUGAAAAGUGCUCAUUAUUAAUGCUAUUCAUUUUUAGGAUAUAUAUUUUCAUUUGAAAUGCCUAACAUCUAUCUUCACCGUUGUAUUCAGUAAGGGACGGAAAAGUUUUUUUUUAGCAGAAAAACAGAUUCAUAGAGGUAGAAAUUCUUAUAUAAAUAUCUUCUAGUCUUCUCUUACACAUUCCUAACCUCUAUACAGCUUUGAAUUAAAUUCCUAUCUAAGACAACUGCUCAGGCCUGAAGUUUGUGUUGAUUUAAUUUCCUAUAUGUUUAUUUUUUUUAAUUACAUCUUCCCAAAUCUUUUGUUAAAUAGGACUCUGACUUUCUUUACAACUACAAAUUUCCUCUUUGCCUUUUGACUCAAGAUUUGAAAUGAUAAACUAAGUGCAGUUCCCUGUAGGGAAUAUCCAGAUUUUCCCCUUUCUCUUGUUGAAAAGCUAAUUAUUCAAAGAGAAAUUACAACCCAACGAGACGAGAAAUCCACAGAGCCACACACAUCAAAGUCCAAGACAACCAUUUUUGGGUUUCACAAUUAAGAUGCAUUUAGUGAGAGAAUCUCAGCCACAGUCAGCAUGGAUCAGCUGAUCACUGCUGCGGUGCAGUUCCUUCCGAACAGUCACACAGAAAACAGGGCUCAAUAGUUUAAAUUCUGGCCCUAAGUCAGUGCUCGCUAUCUUUAAACUCUCUGUUAACUGCUUUGUAAAAUGGUUAAUUUUCUUUUUCCUCUCCCGUCACUUAUCCCCCCAGUGCAGCGUUAAAUGUUGAUGCGCAGCCUUAAUUGGUUUAGUCACAAGAAGAUAAUCUUUUUUUCCUCCUUCCUCACUGUUGCCUGUUAGCUUAAAGGCUUUUUAGCUGAAGGUUGAUAAUUAUCACUGAGAAGAAACUAGCACAUCAGGAGUUCAUUUUCCAUCUUAGCACUUGUGGUGCUCCUUUGAACUCCCCUGGCCAAACCCACGUUCCCACUUUGUCACUUUCCUCCCUCCAUCAUAAAAAGGUCUCAGCAGCAGGCAGCUCCAGCCUUUGCUGGCGGGCAGCGGGAAUUGCUUCUCCCGCGCGCUCCUCCAGAAUGGACAAAUUGCACGAGACGUUGAUAAAUAUGGAAGACACUUUGGGUUCGGAGCACUCUGUCUGCUUAUCCUCCUGGGACUGGAAGAACUCCACUGGGGCUUUCGAGCUGCACUCUGUCUCCUCUCCACACAGCUUGUCCCCAACGCCAUCCUUUGAGUCUUACUCCUCGUCCCCGUGCCCGGCAGCAGCUGAGACCCCAUACAGCGGUGGCGGCCUGGUGGGCUACGGCCUGGUGGACUUCCCCCCAGCCUACCUGCCCAGCCCCGGUCAGGCCCGGCUGCCCAAGGGCACCAAGGUGCGGAUGUCAGCUCAGCGCCGGAGGAAAGCCAGCGAGAGGGAGAAGCUGCGGAUGAGGACCCUGGCCGAUGCACUGCACACACUGCGCAACUACCUGCCGCCCGCCUACAGCCAGCGGGGACAGCCCCUCACCAAAAUACAGACCCUCAAGUACACCAUCAAGUACAUCAGCGAACUGACGGAGCUCCUCAACAGCGUCAAGCGGGUGUAGGGCCCGGUUGGAACACCUGCCCUGGCACCCCCAGGCUCUGCUGUGGAAGGGCCCUUUGAAAAAGACAACGAAACCAGCUCGAUUUCUCCUUUCUUGGAGCAUGGCUGCAUGGGGUGACAGAGGAACGUGAGGGAGGGAGAGCGAGGGUCUCUGCGUAUGUAGGACGCGAUGCUGGAAGGUGAUGUGGGGCUGCCUAAAGCCUGAGCUGCAAGUUGCUGCGAUGGAAGUCUUGCUUUACGUUUUUCUUAUGCUCCUGUUUUGUCAUUUUUUGUUUGUUUAUUUUAAUGAUAAGCUCCUGACAAAUUUUAAAGCUGAUCUGAUAUGAACCAAAAAGCCAUGUGAACCUUCUAGGAUUUACAUAUCUGUGUUCUGACUGAUUUUCUGUUUAAUGCAGACAACAGUAAAUCCAUAGGUUUUAAAGUGAAUUUGUAAAAAGUAACAACAACCACAUAGGAUUUAUAAGUGUAUUGAUUUGUAGGCACUUUAAUAUCAGGAUGAGGGGGAACAUGUUUAGCUAGUUCAAAUAUUACUUAUUUGUGUACAUUUCCUCUGUACUUAAAAAUCAAGAAAGGAACUAAUAGCAGGAACUUCUUUGCUCAUAACAAAUAAAUAUCGAUGUUAUAGUCUGUACUUUGUAUUACAUACCUGGUAGAUAAGUAAAGUCUAAAGCUGAUGAUUAAACACUGGAAAUGAAAUAUAAACCAACUGAUCUUGUAUAGAUAAAUUGCUGCUAAAGUCUAUCUUCUGUUU